GACAAGGGAUAGGACGUGGAGACAGGGAAUGGGGUCUGGCGACAGGGGAUGGGGUUUGGGGACAAGGGAUGGGACAUGGGGACACCCGGCAGGGCAAGGUGGCACGUGGCAGGGCGCGGUGACAAGGGACAGGGCGCGUGGCAGGGCGCUGUGGCACUCGGCGGGUGGCACGUGGCAGGGCGAGGUGGCAAUGGACAGGGCAUGGUGACAAGGGACAGGGCCCAGUGGCGCAUGGCAGAGGCGGCGCUGCAAGGUGGCACUUAGUGGGGCGCAGUGGCACGUGGCAGGGCACAGUGACACUCGGCAGGGCGAGGUGGCGCAUGGCAGGACAAGGCGGCCCUUGGCAGGGCACGGUGACGCAGGGCAUGGCGGCACCGGACGGGGCACGGUGACACGGGGCAGGGCACGGUGACCAGUGUCAAGACCCUGUGGCGCACGGCAGAGCGAGGGGACACACAUCAGGGCACGGUGACUCGGGGCGCACGGAGGCGGCACGCGGCAGUGCGGGGUGACACAGAGCUGUGGCACGGUGACACGCUGCGGGGUGACACGGAGCUCCCCAAGCCAACUGGGAGCGAUGUCUCUUACGGGCAGCAUCGACAGCAAGUCCGAGAAGCCCAUGUCCCUCAUCUGGGGGUGCGAGCUGAGCAGCGAGCGGGACUCCUACACCUUCCAGGUGCCCGAGGAGUGGCGGUGCGAGCAGCAGCUGGCCCUGCGCACAAUCUGCCUGGGGGAGAAGGCUCGCGACGAGUUCCACGUGGUGGAGAUCGUGCCGCCGGAGGACGGCAAGCCUCGCGCCCCCGUGCCGCUCGCCACGCUCAAGCCCUCGGUGCUGCCCAUGGCCACCCUGGUGGGAGUGGAGCUGACGCCCCCGGUCACCUUCCACCUGCGGGCAGGAUCCGGCCCCGUCUACAUCAGCGGGCAGCACAUCUCCCUGAUGCCCGACCUGUCCUGGGAGGAAGAGGAGGAGGAGGAGGAGGAUGAAGAGGAGGAGCUGGCGGAGGAGUCCCCGGAGAAGCCCCCCAGGGGCCAAGCCGCCAAGAAGGGCAGCGCCGCCAAGGAACAACGCCGCCCCCGAGGAGCCCCUUCCCGGCAAGGGGCGAGGAGCCGGAGCCGGCCGGGGCAAGAAGGCAGCGGCGAAGAAGUAACGUGGGCUGCGCCCUGCCAGGGUCUGGCGCAGGAGAGGCUGGAAACCUGCUGCUUUUUGUGUUCUCCCCCAAUAAAGGAUCUGCUUUUGCACUCCUGGCUCUCCGUGCUGGGAUGGGGCGGGGGGGGGGGGCUGCAGGGCUGUCCCCCACCCUGGAUACCCCAACCCCUGUGUAGGGCUCCGAGGGGCCCCCUGCGUCCUUCCCCGACAGCCUCGGGGGUCCCGUUUGGGGUGUGGGGGGGGUGGGGAACCUGCAGCAGCCCCCUCCCCGCAAGUGGGGUAACAAGUGGCGGGUGAAUGGGGACAAAGGGGG
Molecule: messenger RNA, 1460 nt
Organism: Cygnus olor (mute swan)
Lineage: Eukaryota; Metazoa; Chordata; Aves; Anseriformes; Anatidae
Gene: NPM2
Product: nucleophosmin/nucleoplasmin 2
Exons: 9
Coding region: 578-1444 (288 amino acids)
Biological process (GO): positive regulation of DNA replication; chromatin remodeling
Cellular component (GO): cytoplasm; nucleoplasm; nucleolus
Molecular function (GO): chromatin binding; RNA binding; histone binding
Source: RefSeq, a predicted model, not a curated record